Acanthisitta chloris (rifleman) is the source of this 2151-nucleotide messenger RNA. RefSeq names its product G protein-coupled receptor 128 (gene ADGRG7). Gene Ontology annotation, molecular function: G protein-coupled receptor activity. The record is from RefSeq and is a predicted model, not a curated record. Gene Ontology annotation, biological process: cell surface receptor signaling pathway; G protein-coupled receptor signaling pathway. Lineage: Eukaryota; Metazoa; Chordata; Aves; Passeriformes; Acanthisittidae. Gene Ontology annotation, cellular component: membrane. The transcript is spliced from 14 exons. The coding region runs from base 1 to 2151 and encodes 716 amino acids.
AUGUUAUAUUUUUCCUUCUGUGCAGUUAAUUUUUGUGACAACAGUACCAGCACAGUGAAAAUUUCGGAUAGCGAUAUAAACCUCCUUACUUUUGAACAGAUUAUAGCAGGUAAAUACAGCAACUGCAAAGAAAAAUGUGAACCUGACACUGUGAAUGGGAAUGCUUCUAUAGCAAUCCAGAUGUGCUCCAGAGAAGAGAUAACACCUGCUUUAAAGCCCUCUCAAAUUCUGAAUUGCAAUGAAAAUCUGGACUCCCUAGCAUCAAAGGUUGAAACUGCAGACUGCAGCAAAGUUUCAGCUAUUGCAAGUAACACUCAAAUCCUCACCUCCAUGCCAAACCAACUGACCACACAGAACAUUGCUGCUGCUGCAAACAUCGCAGUGCAGAUUCUGAAAAAGCCAAAUGUUUCAGAAGACUUUCAGACAUCUGUGGCAGUAAUGGCUACAGUGAGUCAACUCUUGGAUGCCAACGAAACAGAAUUUGUCCAUAAUAAUCUUGUCAAUGUUACAACAAGCCUCACAAAAACAAUGGAGGAAUUUUCUUUGACUGCUAACAUCUCACAGCCCAACAUUGCAGUCCAGUCUGCUCCACUGAAAUUAAGCUCCUCUACAAUUCUAUUUUUGGCACAGAGAAACACAGCACUGGGAGAUUAUUGCUCAAGAAAACUAGAAAUACAGGAAAAUGUCCCUGGGCUUAUUGGUGACCUCAGUACUGAAGUUCAGAUACUGUUCAACAUAUUAAGAAAUAGUUCAUCAGACAAUGCAAGAGUUGGAUUUGUCCUGUAUCAAAAUGACAAACUCUUCCAGUCAAGGAUUUAUCAGAGUCACAACACAUUCUCUAAACAAAUCAUCUCUGGUAACAUUGAUGGUGGAACAACCAGCAGUGUUGAAAUAGCCUUCAGUCCCAAGUACAACACAUCUGAACUGCAGCUGCGUGAUCAUGCCUGUGUCUUUUGGGACUACACCAUCAAUGACUGGAGCACCACUGGGUGUGCCAAAGGAAGAGACCAAUUCUUGAGAUGCAGAUGUAAUCACACCACUAAUUUUGCUGUGCUGAUGGCUUUUCAGAUCAAAUACAAAUAUGCAAAGCCUUUGGAGUAUAUUUCUUACAUUGGUGUUGGAUUGUCUGUGGUUGGUCUGGUUAUUACCAUUUUGUUUCAAAUAUUCACAAGAAAAACUCGAAAAUCAUCUGUAACAUGGAUGUUAGUGAGUCUCUGUUUCUCUAUGCUCAUUUUUAACAUCAUCUUCAUCUCUGGAAUUGAAAACCAAAAUGCCAGGAAUCACAGCAGCGAUACCAUCAGCUCCUACAAGCAAUACCUGCCCUAUGAUACUGCCAGUAACACCUUACUCACAUCUGACAUGGUAGAUCCUCCUGCAGACUCCUGGUGUACAGCUGUGGCUGCCCUACUGCACUAUUUUUUGUUGGCAACUUUUAUGUGGUCAGCACUCAAUUCGGCACAGUUGUACUUAAUGCUGCUUAGAGCCAUGAAGCCCCUUCCUGGACACUUCCUCAUAACCAUGUCAGCAAUCGGAUGGGGAAUCCCUGCCUUAGUAGUUACAGUAACUCUUGGAGCCACAUACAGAGAAGGAAAAGCUCUAAACUACCGACAGGAAGAAUUUUGCUGGCUUGCAGCACUGGACCAAAAUCAGAAUUUCAGUGUGCAAAAGCCCAUGUUGUGGUCAUUCCUCUUGCCAGUAGCAUUCAUACUCCUGUUUAACAUCAACAUCUUCAUCAAGAUCAGUAUUGCUGUGAUAUGGAAGAAGAACAAGUUUUUGACAAGGAGCAAAAAGGAUUCAUUAAUGAGAAAUAUGAUUAGCACUAUCGCUAUAGUGGUAGUGCUCGGAAUCACCUGGACAAUAGGCUACCUCAUGUUAAUAAGUAAUGAAAAAACAAGUCUUGUUUUCAGCUAUCUGUUCUGCAUUUUGAAUGCUACCCAGGGACUCCAGAUUUGUAUUUUGUACACUUUCAGAACAACAGUCUUCAGGAAAAAAGUUUCCAAAGUGUUUCCUAUUUUCCAGGUACCACUGUAUCUGCAUUCAAAAACUUACAACAUUUCAAAAUCACAUUUCAGACAUUCACAGGAAACUUUCAGAUCAACCCAGACUUCUUCAGACAAUAUUUCCUUGUCUACCUUCCCCAACUGGAGUUAG